Ceraceosorus bombacis is the source of this 1030-nucleotide messenger RNA. The record is from the annotation of a GenBank genome assembly. NCBI's taxonomy places the organism in Eukaryota, Fungi, Basidiomycota, Exobasidiomycetes, Ceraceosorales, Ceraceosoraceae.
AUGUGGAAAAGGGUGAGCAAGGCAAGAAGUAGCGCUAAUUCUGCGGAUCAGGACCACGCGGGCGGCAAACUGAAGUCGCUUUCGAUUUUUCAAUGCUCUUCCACAGGACUCGACGACCACACAACCUGGCCAGAGAGGUCAGGUAUGGCUAGAUCGCGUUUGGCCUGGUACUUCCAACGACCAUGGCUCAGCUCCGAAAGCAGACGACGACGUGUGCUACAUUGAUAUUCACGUCGAGCAUCGCGACGCUACGACCCGCUCGCACCGUCUAGCAUCCUCUACGAGCGUGUCGUUGUCAGACGUGGCUCCUUUGAUAGGUCUCGACCUCACUACGGAAGAUCGAGAAAGGCUAGACGAAGAAGCCUUGCAGGGUCUGCGCGGGAUUCGAGCUGCGCAGACCAUCCGUCAGAGGAAGAGGAGCAUACACGAGGAACCGUCUAGAGAAGAGCUGGAACAAGCGGAGAAGCGUGCUCAGGACGUCUUGUCGCAGAGGGAUAGAGAGAAGUGGAUGUUCGGAAGAGAAAAUGAGGCAGACGAAGAUUCGGCAUCACCUCAGCACAGGACGAAUAUGGGUCGGCUCAACGACAGGCACGGAGACCUUUUACCUGCUCAAGGUCAGCAUAUCGUCGUUCGACUCACGCUCACGCCCUGCGAGGCAGGAGAAGCCGAUCCAGACGUGGGUCCCAUGUUCCAAAGUGGUCCCAAAUCAGUCCACGUGCCAGCUCUGACUUCGGGCGCGGGAGGUCUGACCUUUCUCGACGCGCUGAUGCGUUUCGGUAGGUCUGAGAAGUUGGACGAUGCGCAGAACAAAGCUGGAUCGAACCGUCGAGCGAAGAGGGACAUGAAGCUGGGCGGCGGAUUUUCGGGAGCUUUCAAGCUUCCCGACGGGCACGUCCUUGGUAGUCCGCCGGACGAGCGCCCUCGCAAGCUAAAUUUUGGCCCGAGGACCGACAAAUUUGCGAUGGGCAAUAGCAAGGCCGAUGAUCAGCAUCGAGGGCGCCCUCGAGGCUCAGGUCAGAAUGUGUUCUGA